CUUCGCCGGAUGGGUUCUUUGCGGUUAAAGGAGAGCCCAAACAGUGAAUCAAUCAAUGUAAUGGAGUAUAUAUAUCGAGGGACUCGCUGAAGAAGGAGUGAUCUUCACGGAGAACUACCUUCAGUAUUCCUCAACCGCAGCCAUGAAGUUCACAUCUUUCUGCUGUCUCGCAAUUGCGCCCUUGCUAUCCCUGGCUUGUCUUCUCCCCGAAGAACGAGCAGGACUGGCCCGUAUUCCAAACCGUCGUCGCCAAUCCAAUGGAGUACCAAUUGCAACCGGUGAUCGUUACAAUGGCGGUACCAUUGCCCCACGAGGAGUGGGAACGCAAUCGGUUACGCUGACCUCCAUCUUGAACGUCAACGAAAUCAACAGCGGCCUGAGGGGUCUCGCCGCCGAAUACGGUAUCGAAACCUUCACAACUCCAUAUCGAACCUUUAAUGGUGCUUCGAUCCAAGGAGGCAAAGUAGGAGGCACUGGAACGUGCAACAACGCUUACCGGGUCUACUUGAAUGCUAUGCUCCACGCCCGCGAACGUGGUGGCUCUGAUGGUCUGUUGUUCUUCAUUGGAGAUCUCCUCUAUGCGAACAAGAACAACGUUGGCUUAAACUACGGAUCCAAGUCCUACACCAAUGCUCAGGUGAAGACAGCUUUGGCCACUGGAAUUGUCUUCAUUCCACUCAGCAACCCCGACGGCGUUGCUUAUGACCAAUCUUCGAACAGCUGCUGGCGCAAAAACCGCAACACCAGGUCUGGAUCCAGCGGAUCAUCCAUUGGUGUUGACUUGAACCGAAACUUUGACAUCCUCUGGGAUCUUAACAAGUGGGCACCAAGCGCUCGUGGCGAUGUCGCUUCCUCCAGCCCCUCUUCGGAGGUCUUCCAUGGUACGUAUUCAGAGACCCCUAGCACCCUUUUACCCCGGGAACCCGACUAACUCAACUCUUUUUCCACAGGUACCGCUCCCUUUUCUGAGCCCGAGACACAGAGCAUGAAAUGGGUCUUGGACACCUACCCCAAGAUUAGAUGGUUCGUCGACAUGCACUCAUACGCCGGAGAUGUCUUGUACAGCUGGGGUACCGAGACCAACCAAGGCACCACCGCAAACAUGAACUUCUUGAACACCACAUACAACAGUGUUCGAGGUAUUGUAUCCGACACUCCUGGCCGAAAUGGCGGAUAUGGCGAGUACACUCCAGCAACCGAGAGCCAGAUCAACAUCGCUGCUGCUAGGCGUAUGAGCCAGGCUAUGAGCACUGCUAGGGGCCGAACUUACGGUGCCAUUCCAGGUGCGGAGUUGUACCCAACCUCUGGAGCAAGUGAUGACUACUCCUACUCUCGUCACUUCGCAGACCCCACCAAGAACCUUAUCCACGCUUACACUCCCGAAUUUGGCUUUGGAAACACUGCCUCCAACUGCCCAUUCUACCCAACUCAGGCUCAGCACAACAACAACUUGGCGGAGAUCGGUGCGGGCUUUAUGGAGAUAUUGUUGGCAGGUACUGAUCUUGGUCUUGGUGAUGCCGUUUCCUGCUAGGUGGUGAUUUACUAGCAUGGGGGCAUGUUUAGGAGCGCCCCUUUCAAUGUAUAUACAUG
This is a messenger RNA of Hymenoscyphus albidus, 1590 nucleotides long. NCBI's taxonomy places the organism in Eukaryota, Fungi, Ascomycota, Leotiomycetes, Helotiales, Helotiaceae. The record is from the annotation of a GenBank genome assembly.